UAAACCGCAUAUGCAAUUAGAUACAAAAAAACCAUCACGUGACUUAUGCCAAUGACAAGAUGUUCAAGAUGGAUUGACUGGUCAUGUGGUUUUAUUUUGUAUUUUUAUUGUUUCAAAACUGAUAUAAGUCAGUAUUUUUUAGCUCGUAUUCAUAUCAGUGAGCUUCUUGAGUUUGACUUCAUCAGAGCUUAACUUCGUUAAUUUUAAAUUAAUCCGGUAUAUCACCAUCACUUCAAAAAUGGGUCACCCUGGAAUAAUGAAGUUAUUCAGUCAAGGAGUCCUUCUUAUCCUUGUAGCCUUAGGAGUCACCGUGUCCAUCGUAGAGUCAUCGGAGCAGAGCACUAUUAUAGAAUUCAAUAUCGGGCAGAUUAGACGGUUUGACGAAUUUGAAGAACGAACAAUUGCACACGACCGACACGAUUACUCCGGUGUAUAUCGUCCAUCCAUAAGGAAACCAAAGUUACAGCUACCGACAUUCAAAUAUGGAACACCAAAAUCCGCCGAUCCUAUUGAAAAUCAAGAAAGUCAAAGAGGCUUACGCAAAAUAGACGCACGCGAAGUAAUCACUAGUAUUUUUGUAACAAGCUUCAUUCACCUUGUAUUGUUUUUCAAACAGUUGGUGGCGGAAAUGUAUCACGGUUUAAAUCAACUCUAUUUCUUUGGAUAGACCCAUACUAAAUCUAGUGGGACAUUAACCGUUUCUUGUAAAAUAAAUGUGAAUAACAAAAUAUUUAUUUUAAAUAAAAUUCUCUGAGUGCGUUGCUUUUCUUCUUCAUUUUAACGUCUGGAUACCGAUGCACUAGGAGGAAUGAGUGUAACUAUGUAAUAAAAUAAAAAUCGAAAUCUCUAUGAUGAAGCGCUAGAUACAUAUUUCUUCCGUUCCCUUAAUUUAGAACGAAACACAUUCUAACCUAAUCCGACCUAAUCAAUACACCAAUAUACAGAACCAGAAGUCCAGAACUGACAUUCUCGGUAAUUAAAUGAUUAUUUUUAUUGACUCACCGCAUUUUUUGGGAACACAUCCAAAACAAACUCAGGGCUCGAGUCAAACCUCUGACCUUUUCACGGACAACACUUGGGUCUAAUUUUGGACUCUAGUCUUCGCAACAUUUUUGGGGGUUUCUAACAAGAAUACCAAAACAUCAUUUGUAAAUUUUGAGCUGAUUUUCCCGUAAUUCUUACAUAGUU
Molecule: messenger RNA, 1188 nt
Organism: Daphnia pulicaria
Lineage: Eukaryota; Metazoa; Arthropoda; Branchiopoda; Diplostraca; Daphniidae
Exons: 2
Coding region: 239-667 (142 amino acids)
Source: RefSeq, a predicted model, not a curated record